UUGGGCCCGCCCACUCCCGACCGCGCCCUGCUGGUGACGUCAGCGCCACGCCUGUCCUCCCCGCCCGUCGGUCGGGCCCUGGGUGUUCGCUGCGCAGUUCCACUGACCGUCGCCGGCCGCCACUGCCGCCAAAAUGUCGUCAGGUAUGCCUGCGGGUUCAAGUGCUGCCAGUGGCAGUAAUCGAAGACUUCAGCAGACACAAAAUCAAGUCGAUGAGGUGGUUGACAUCAUGAGAGUCAAUGUGGAUAAGGUGUUAGAAAGAGACCAGAAGCUCUCUGAGUUAGAUGACCGUGCAGAUGCACUGCAGGCGGGUGCUUCUCAGUUUGAAACAAGUGCUGCCAAGUUGAAGAGAAAAUAUUGGUGGAAGAACCUGAAGAUGUGGGCGAUAGGGAUCAGCGUCCUGGUGAUUGUCAUCAUUAUCAUCAUUGUGUGGUGUGUCUCUUAAUGAAGAACCAGUGAAGCUGGAGCCUGCUGUCCAGGAAACUUGUCAAGACUUUUGACUUAGAACCUCCUACAUUAUCAAGCUUACCUACUGUUAGUUCCAAAUGAUUAUUUUGUUAGUUCAUAUACAGUCAGUCAGUGUCUAGGAAAUGUGCCUUUGUUUUUUAAUAUGCACUCCAGACUAGAGGUGUGGCCAACCCCGCCCCCAAGUUGCACAGUGCCUUUACAGAUUACAAAUGAACUGGUCAGGAGGACUUCUCAUGCUCCAGACUGCAGAACCUAGGCACGUGCUGUCCCUGCUCACUUGCCAUCGAUUCCAGGAAGGGGGUUUUGUUCCUCAUCAUCUGACAUUCUCUUCAGAACCACAUUGUAAGCCUUUGAAUAAUUAGAUGUACAUUUUGUACCUUCCAGAAAGAAUACUACUGCCUAACAUGAAUCUGUGACAAUAACAGGGUGUGCCUUAUUUUGAUACUCCCUUGUUUUAAGAGAACCCUCCUUUUUGUAAAGCACUACUGACUCUUGCUGUAUUUAAGAUGCUGUUAAAGAGCUUUUCUUCUUACAUUAGAUAUGAAGAUGUUUGCUUUCUUGUUCUUAUGUAUCAGUUGCUAAAAUGGUAUUUUAAUCAGACAUAACCCCUUUAAAAAGUUUUUAUAGAACUAUGACCAAAGUUUGUUUUGCCAAAAAGUUAAAUAUAAAUAAAAUAUUAUUAAGUCUGUCCCUGAUAGAUUAAAUUCAAGUAAGUGCCAAAUGUAACUCAAGAUGCCCUUCAAGAAAGUGUUAAUGCCAUGUGAGCCUUCACCAUCUUGAUAGUCCUUCCUUGCCUGUGAAGUGCUAUAGAUAAUGCAACCCCCUCAGGUUUGGAAUCUUUCCCCGGGGCUUGGAGAUGUGAGCUAAACUCAUACCUGUAGAUGAGACGGAAUUUACCCAGCAGUUUGCCAACAUAAGCUGUGGACUCCAGAGUGAGCAGCAGCUCUGUAGGCCUCAUGUAAGACCAUCUGUGAACAUGAUCAUUACCUGGCCUAGUCCUUGUAGACCAGAGCUUUCUGAAGACCGCUUACCGUUUUCACUCACAUUCCACUUCUGAAUCAGCUUUCUAAAUUAUGCUUGGGGUGAGGCAUUGGUCACUUUGGAGAGGAAAGCUGCCCAGAGAUGCCCCCUGCUCUUUGGAAGUUGCUAUCAUCAUGAGAGACUUCAGUUGUGCACAUACUUGUAUCAGGGUGUGUGGUUCAAAGGUGAGGAGUUCAGCAUAAAUGAAAACGGACAAGGAAACAGCAGAGAAUUGCAAAGGCUUUGCUGCUCUGUGGCCAGUUUUACUAGAAUGCCCUAAAAUUUGUGUUUGCAUGCAACGUGGCAGCAGUCAAGAUGUCAUAAAACCUGACUCAUUUAAUACCUGCUCCCCUGACAUCACUGAAACAGCCGAAUGCUGAAGGCAUGCCUUGCGGUAUGCCCGGCUGUGGGAAAGCAGCCAUCGGCCCAGGGCUCUGUCUUGGGCUGAUUCCAUAACCUCGGUGCUGUCUCCUUCGUACUCAGUCCUAUGUAACCCACUGGCUCCUGCAUUAACCCAAGAAUACCUCGCUUGUCUGUUUAUUUAGCUGGGAACUUCCCUGCUAUGAUUACCUGAAUAAAGUGUUUAUUAACGUAA
Nannospalax galili (Upper Galilee mountains blind mole rat) is the source of this 2083-nucleotide messenger RNA. It is a transcript of the gene Vamp3, whose product is annotated as vesicle associated membrane protein 3. Bases 134 to 445 code for a protein of 103 amino acids. Gene Ontology annotation, biological process: SNARE complex assembly; vesicle fusion; vesicle-mediated transport. Gene Ontology annotation, molecular function: syntaxin-1 binding; SNAP receptor activity. Gene Ontology annotation, cellular component: plasma membrane; SNARE complex. Lineage: Eukaryota; Metazoa; Chordata; Mammalia; Rodentia; Spalacidae. The record is from RefSeq and is a predicted model, not a curated record. The transcript is spliced from 5 exons.